AUGGCCACGCCAGUGUUUGGUACACGGACCGGUGCAACUACCAUCUAUGUCACCUCCACAGAGACGUGGGCGAGCACGCACACCUCCACAUCUCAACUUUCAACAUUGUUAUCUUUUAUUACACAGGCCACUGUUAAUGGAGCAACAACCAUCUAUGUCACCUCCACACGGACGCGGGCGAGCACGCACACAUCCACAUCAGGCACGGUCACAGAUGUCUCGAGCUCUACCUCUUCGGGAGCAACUGUAUCCUCCGACGCACCGAGCGCGUCCGAUCGAUUAAGCACGGGGGCAAAAGCCGGUAUUGGGGCUGGUGUAUCCUUGGGAAUACUUCUACUUGGGGCGUUGGUUGCAUAUACCAUAUUACUGCGGAGGAGAUUGAAGAAAGCGAGUAGAGAAAAUGCACUGCGUGUCGGACCUGCGAUACCACCACUCGGUAUUCCAGAGUUGGGGACGGAGGGCCAGAGGCAUGAGUUGAUGGGCGACAAAGCAUGGCCUGAGCCUUCUCCUAAGGGUACAGAUGGAAAAACACAUGUGCAUGAGUUGGAGUCAUAA
Messenger RNA from Aspergillus udagawae, 555 nucleotides. RefSeq lists its product as uncharacterized. The coding region runs from base 1 to 555 and encodes 184 amino acids. The record is from RefSeq and is a predicted model, not a curated record. The transcript is spliced from 2 exons. NCBI's taxonomy places the organism in Eukaryota, Fungi, Ascomycota, Eurotiomycetes, Eurotiales, Aspergillaceae.